UGACUUUGUAUCUAUCACGUCAUAUUGAAGCGGCAACUUCAUUCUUCCUAAAAAAAAACGAAAUCCCUAUUCAUCCCUAAAGGAGAUCUUCAUUUCAGCAUCAGAUCGAUCUAGCGUAACAUCUCUCAUCGCGGACGUAGUCUCAGCAUCGAUCGACCAUGCUGUUGAAGCUUCUCAACUCUCAUUAAAGAGUUCUCCAGGUUCUCGCAAAUCAACUAUCCGUAAAGAGUUCUCCUGGGAGCAAGUAGUAUCUCAUUUGUUUUAAGGGAUAUGGCUAAGCGAAAGAAGAAAUUGCGAAUUGAAUGACUACUAGUGAGGGAGAUAUUGCAAGGGAGAAGGAACAUUUUCAAGCUGAUUCCUGUAGCUUAAAUAUGAGAACUUUUAAUGGAUCUUGGAAUGAAAAUUCAGAAGGAAGAGUCUAUGAGUACACUAUACAAGACUCUCAUGGUAAUCGAAGGCGUGGAAAAACUGUUCUAGCUGAAGUGUGGAAUCUGUCUGAUGGGAAUCACAUUGUUGUUGACAUCAAUAAAGAGAACCAACCCAUUGGAGAUGAAGGGGGGUUAUUAGGCUCUUUUUGUGGGACAAUUGCGAGAAAUGGAAAAGUUUGCUCCUUAAGUUAUACAAGAUGGGAUCAUUUCAAAAAAGGCAGCAACCGGAACAACCAAACGAUCAUAUUAAAAGAAGUUCAGGAUCGGUUCCUUUAUCCCAAAUCACUUGAGAAAUGGAUAUUGAAAUCUAUUGGGCAUAAAUGGAGGCCGGACUAGUGGACUACAAAUGCUUCUUGAAAGGAAAGUGGUAUGAUGAUGAUAAAAAUAUUACUACAGUGCAUGAUAAUUACCCUGAAGAUGUGGAAAAGGAUCAAUGGAUUAGCCUAGUCAAUUUUUGGAGGUCAGAUGAAGGAAAGAAGAGAAGCAAAUCCAGUAAAGAGUCACAUAAGAAAGCUAAGGUGAAGCCUAUCUCUACGACUGGUACUAAAAGUCAUGCUCGUGUUCGUGAAGAGAUAGUAUUAAGUCUCAUUCAAAGGACGUUAUGAGUUAUUGUACAUAACGAUAAUUCAGAUGAAUCAGAUUCAGAAGAAUAUUUUCAGAUCAUGCUUUGGAAGUACAAGUUUGAUUUUGGAAGUACAAAUGGAGGGAUUUAGAGUUGAUUUGGGUUGAUGGAAUACAAUACUCAGUAUUAGAUACUUUGAUACAAGUUUAAUUUUUGAAUUAACCACUACAAGAACAUUUUUUGUUAUGAUGGUAUUGUGGCACUUUGAUGUGGUGGAAGAGUUUGAAUUAUAUUUUAAAAGUUUGUUUACAAUUACGAUCUUUAGUAUUGUUUUAAGUUUUAUAUAACAUAUUAUAAAAGUAACAGGAAUUAAUUACA
Molecule: messenger RNA, 1368 nt
Organism: Cuscuta epithymum
Lineage: Eukaryota; Viridiplantae; Streptophyta; Magnoliopsida; Solanales; Convolvulaceae
Source: the annotation of a GenBank genome assembly